AUGUGGAUAGGUAAGAAAUCGGUUGUGCAAAGGCCCAAAUAGGCUAAUCCCAUGCCACCGCAAAGCCUUCUGCUGUGGUGAUGCCGGGAAAGCAAUUCACUACAGACAGUGGAUUAUUUGUUUGAGCAUACACACAUAAUGUCUUUAUUGUUUUGUUGAGCCUGGAAAAGAAAGUGUAAAUAUGCCAUUGCAAAACCAAUGCUUUUCAAAGUAUAACUGUUUUGAGGUAGUAAUACUGGGGAUCGUUGUGGUGAUAAGGUUAGAGUUCAAUAAAUCAAAAGAGAAAUGUUCUAAUGGUUAUGAGUAAUGGCAAGCCCCUCAGUUGAUAUUGGAAGAUUGCCCCUCUUCAGCUGAUAUUGGAAGAUUUGCUGCUGAGAUCUCUAUCCAGUCUAUCAGGAGUCUGGUCUAGAUGCAUCCAUGUCUCCUAAGGUAUUCACAGAUACUGCUAAAUUGUCUGCUUUCAAAUGAAUUAUACAGGACGAGCUCAAAAGUGUGUUUUUACUCAAUUAUACUUUAUACUUAUUAAACAAAAAAACAUUUACUGGCAAUUCCACUUCCCUUCUCUCUCCUCCCGGUGCUUUCCAGGGGGGCUAAUCGGUAAUAAUCCCAUUUGAUUUCUCUCCACACAUUGCUUCCAAAUCCCACAGUGGACCACGAGAAGCAGGAUGUGGUGAGGCUCCUGUAGAUAUGGCCAUUGAGACACAUUUUAAUGUGGUCUCUCUCCCAGUGCUGUGUUUGAUUGUGGCAAAAAGGGGCACUGGCUUUGGGAAUGCCAUUAGUCUAAAUCCUUCAACAUGAUGGGCCUGGCAGCUCCAGUAGACAAACAGGCACAAAGAGCCCAUUUCAAGUCUAACUCCACCGUUUUCUGUUCUAUAAUCAUAUGUUCACGUUACUCAGGGGCCGACACUUUUCUCCGUGUAUAUCAAUGAUGUCGCUCUUGCUGCUGGUGACUCUCAGAUCCACCUCUACGCAGACGACACCAUUUUGUAUACAUCUGGCCCUUCAUUGGACACUGUGUUAACAAACCUCCAAACGAGCUUCAAUGCCAUACAACACUCUUUCAGUAGCCUCCAACUGCUCUUAAACACUAGUAAAACUAAAUGCAUGCUUUUCAAUCGAACGCUGCUGGCACCCGCCCACCCGACUAGAAUCACCACUCUCGACGGGUCUGACCUAGAGUAUGUGGACAACUACAAAUACCUAGGUGUCUGGUUAGACUGUAAACUCUCCUUCCAGACUCACAUAAAGAAUCUCCAAUCCAAAGUUAAAUCUAGAAUCGGCUUCCUAUUUCGCAACAAAGCCUCCUUCACUCAUGCUGCCAAACAUGCCCUCGUAAAACUGACUAUCCUACCGAUCCUUGACUUCGGCGAUGUCAUUUACAAAAUAGCCUCCAACACUCUACUCAGCAAAUUGGAUGUAGUCUAUCACAGUGCCAUCCGUUUUGUCUCCAAAGCCCCAUACACUACCCACCACUGUGACCUGUACGCUCUUGUUGGCUGGUCCUCACUACAUGUUCGUCGUCAAACCCACUGGCUUCAGGCCAUCUAUAAAUCACUGCUAGGCAAAUCCCCGCCUUAUCUUAGCUCAUUGGUCACCAUAGCAGCACCCACCCGUAGUCUGCGCUCCAGCAGGUAUAUCUCACUGGUCAUUCCUAAAGCCAACACCUCCUUUGGCCGCCAUUCCUUCCAGUUCUCUGCUGCCAAUGACUGGAACGAAUUGCAAAAAUCUCUGAAGCUGGAGACUCUUAUCUCCCUCACUAACUUUAAGCAUCAGUUGUCAGAGCACCUUACCGAUCACUGCACCUGUACACAGCCCAUCUGAAAUUAGCCCACCCAACUACCUCAUCCCUAUAUUGUUAUUUAUUUUGCUCUUUUGCACCCCAGUAUCUCUAUUUGCACAUAAUCUCUUGCACAUCUAGCAUUCCAGUGUUAAUACUAUUGUAAUUAUUUUGCACUAUAGCCUAUUUAUUGCCUUACCUCCAUAACUUGCUACAUUUGCACACACUGUAUAUAUAUUUUCUGUUGUAUUUUUGACUUUAUGUUUUUUUUACCCCAUAUGUAACUCUGUGUUGUUGUUUUUAUCGCACUGCUUUGCUUUAUCUUGGCCAGGUCGCAGUUGUAAAUGAGAACUUGUUCUCAACUGGCUUACCUGGUUAAAUAAAGGUGAAAUAAAAAAAUAAAAAUAAAAAACAGGGUAGUGUGUGGGUGUUGGAAAAGAAGAGAGAGCAUUGGAUCCUUCAAAAGGUAAGGAAAAUCAUUUUAUUUAGUAUAAACUAAAUUUGAAUCAAUUAUAAUAUUGGCUGAAUCGCAUAACUAAUCUCUAUUUUAGACUAAUCAUUGAAUAUUUAGUAGAGAUAUUAAAGGGACACCACCCAAAAAAACACUCCACCCCCCCAAUAAACAUAUAUUGCCAUAAUGGUCAGGAAGUGUGUCAGCUUACAUCAGUCUCACCAAAAGCAGCAAAUUGGAAUCUAAAGGUCACGUAAUCAGUAACUGUUUUUUUUAAUCUUAUGGUGUGUGAAACAUUAGCGCUUGGGAGAAAAAAUGAUGCACUUACAAGGAUUGUCAGCUAGGUGGAGUUGUCUCACUACUUACAGGAGAAUUGUCAUUAGAUUCUACUGAGAUGUAUUCGAGUCAGCACACUCUCUGCCUGGCCAUGGACUGCUCUUCAAAGGGAGUGAGUAACAGUGCUGGGUUCUCUAUCCAACUUUCCACUAAAGCCAGAAAAUAAAAGGUGGCACAAAUUCCUGUUGGCCAUAGGUUCUCUCUGCUCUUGAACUACUUAUGAGGAACACAACCUUUUGAGCAUAAACGUACAAAUAAAUACAUAUUCAGAUAAUUGCAUAUGCUCUGAUACCAGUGGCGGUCAGUGCCUUUUCGUUUCAUGAGCAUGACCUUAUUUCUAUUACAGCAUAUUGGACGACUCUCAUAAAUAUUCCAUUCACCCAGUUCAAUGUAACAGCGAUAGGUUUAGGCUACUACAUGAUACUCAAAAUUUCCCUGUACCCUUUCAUGAGGUUGCUACAACCUAGCCUAUGAAUGAAAGUUUACAACAGUGGCGGUCAGUGUCGUUUAAGAUGAGGGAGGACAAUAUUUUUUUCAUGAGCAUGGCCUUAUUUCUAUUACAGCAUGUUGGAUGACUCUCAUUCAUAUUCCAUUCACCCAGUUCAAUGUAACAGCGAUAGGUUUAGGCUACUUCAUGAUACUCAAAUGUUCCCUAUACCCAUCAUGAGGUUGCUACAACCUAGCCUAUGAAUUAAAGUUUACAAAGUAGGUGCACACAGGUCGAGAGACAAAUUUGAGGUCACAGACAGUGACACAUGGACAGACAGUGACAUUCAAUACCGCCUUGCACAAUCUUGCCUGCAUCUAGCUAAUAUAGGGUGUAAUCAUUAGUACAACAGUUGCAAAUGAGAGUUUCUAUUGGACAAAUUCAGGUAUGUUUAUCCCCGUUUUCUUCCGUUUGCUUCCAUUUAAGAAAUGUUUUUCAACAGAAUCGGCGGAAUGAAUACACCCCUGAUCACGCGUAAACACAGUUCACUUUCAUAGCAGCCACUUUGUAUUCCUUGUCGCAUCUAUGCACUCUCCUCCUCUCACCUCUUCCCUUCGCUUGUGGACUUCAAUGCCAACACAUCAGCUGUAUGUGACCAGGCGAAAAAACCUUUCCAAGCCAAACCGCUACACACAGCCUACAUCGUUGUCACCAUAUUAGCUAAAGUAACGUCAUAGUCAGCAUAGCUAAUAGAACUAACGUGUUAGUAAACCCGCUACAAUCAUGCAGUAACGUAAGCAGUUACACCGGCGGGCCCUGGUGGCAAUGUAUUAGUAAAACCAAAAGCUUACCUUGAGUUGUGUUGAAAAGUCAUAGCCAGCUAGCUGAAUCGCAUCCCUCUGUUUGAGCAGGGUGUUUCAGUAAGCUAAACUAGCUAGCUGCAUUUGCUAGCUAAGUAAGUGAAACUGAAAGUGAAGAAAAAUGACGGAAUCUCUCUCUCUUGCUUCUCCUUCAUUUUGGAAGAAAUUAAAUUGUCUUUCUCUCUCUUUGAGUCAACUACUCACCACAUUUUAUACACUGCAGUGCUAGCUAGUUGUAGCUUAUGCUUUCAGUACUAGCUAAUUAUCCGAUCCUUUGAUUGGGUAGACAACAUGUCAGUUCAUGCUGAAAGAGCUCUGAUAGGCUGGAGGACAUCCUCCUGAAGUUGUCAUAAUUACUGUGUAAGUCUAUGGAAGGGGGUGAGAACCAUGAGCCUCCUAGGUUUUGUAUUAAAGUCAAUGUACCCAGAGGAGGACGGAAGCUAGCUCUCCUCCGGCUACACUAUGGUGCUACCCUACAGAGUGCUGUUGAGGCUACUGUAGAACUUCUUUGCAAAAUAGUGUGUUUUAAUUAAUUAUUUGGUGAUUAUAUUUAGUAUAGUUUUAUCUAAAAAUGAUAACUUUUUAAAUGUUUAACUAUUUAAAUGUUCAUGAAAUUUACUGAGGAGGAUGGUCCUCCCCUUCCUCCUCUGAGGAGCCUCCACUGUCUGAUACUUUUAACUCUUCUCUAUUUUGAUGUGAUGUACAGUAUGCCAACUUUGUGGCUGUAUGGAGGUGAGUAGUGUUCAAUCUCUCAAUAUGAAGCAUGUGAACCUUGUGUGAUGUGUCACUUAAUUGUGAUUAAUUCCAGGUGCUAGAGUGGGGUGGGGUUUUGCAUUUAAAUGCCCAGUGUUUCCCUGUGUCCAGCAGAUCCCUUUUUAUUAUUUUUUAUCCAUGUACAGGUUGGCGGUUGCUGGGAGGACAGUGUGGCUAAAGGCGUCCGCGUACAUAGGUUCGGUAUGUUUCUAGCAGAACUUGGCUAGGCGAAACAAACGUCUGUGCUCGCAUACAUUAUUCCCUAAAGACCUUCACUUGAAAAAUGAGAAAAAAGUGGCAAUAUUACUGUUGUUUGUUCCUUUUGAGCCACUGUAGCAACAACAUACACUUCCUCAAAAUAGGCUGAAUUUAUUAAGAUAAAUAAUUUAUUUUAGACGUUUUUGCCAAGGAGGUCUUAGACGCACAAUUUUACAUCUAACUAAGAUGUUUAUUGCAGUAUUUCUCAAGUGAAAAAAAUAGCAUGAAGACAAGUGAUCUCUUGUUGAGUGACAAAACACUUCAUGUUCCCACUCUUACUAGGAGUAGUACUGUUGACCAAUCACUGACGAAAGAGGCGUAGACUUCGGCUUCCGAACUUGACUUGCCUCAAUAUUUUUUGGGGUGUACAAACAGCUGAGAAAAACCCCUGCCGAAGACCAAACAUAUAACAAAAACUUCACAAUAUGUAUAUGCAAACUGUUUCAACUGGGAAACUUUAGUCCAACCCUGUUCCUGGAGAGCUACCAUCCUGUGGGUUUCACUCCAAACCCAGUUGGAUUCAGCUUAUCAACCAGACAAUUAUUAGAAUCAGGUGUGGUAGAGUAGGGUUGGAGCUCCAACCUACAGGACAGUAGCUCUCCAGGAACAGGGUUGGAGAGCCCUGCAUUAGUCCAUUUGACAUAACAACUUAUAAUCACAAUUAGAGUAAGUGCCUUGCUCAAGGGCACAGCAACAGAUGUUUUACCUUGUCAACACAGGGAUUCAAACCAGCGACCUUUCAGUUACUGGCCAAACACUCUUUACCACUAGGCUACCUGCCGCCUGUAGUCCAAAUUCAGUGAAACCAGAUUGUAAGUGUGCUUGCGGUGUGAGAUCCCAUCUCCCUCCAGAUCCGUUCUCCUUCUCCCAGGACAUGCCCUCCUCAGUUUGCACUUAUUUUUUGCAAUGGAAAAGCGUUUGUUUAUUUUCUGUAGGUCUUAAGCAGAAAUAUAUAGCAGCCAUAAAUCAACGUAUAAAUAUCCAAUAAUCAAUGGAGCGCUCCGCACACAAAACAUAUUCGGCCCUGUCGCUCAUUCAACUAGCUAUCCAAUAACAAUAUUAAACGUUAGCUUUACAAUAAAUAUCAGUAAUUACAAGUGUAAACAACUGAGGAGGGAGUGCCCUGGGAGAAGGAGAGAAGAUCUGGAGGGAGAUGGGGUCUCACGCAGCAAGCACACUUACAAUCCGGUUCCACUGAAUUUGGACUAAGCCACACCGUCCCUGCUCUCGUCCUCCCAGCGCACGCCAACCUGUGCAUGGAGUAAAGAGAUCUGCUGGACACAGGGAAAGACUAGGUAUAUAAAAGAAAAACCCUGCACCCCUACUGACAGGUAGCACCUGGAGAUAAUCACAUCUUCAUGACAGAUGUCACACCUGCAAGAGUGUCAAAAGCAAGAGGUAAUUGUAGAAACCAAUACAAUUGAUGAAAUAUCUCCCUUUGGCUUAUAUUCUAGAAAUAGACACACCUGUGUGCCAAGGAGAGGGUGUCAAAGAAAUAUGUGCAAAACAAUUUUUAUCCUUGAACAUUUUUAGUAGACACAGUCAAUGCUGUGGAUUUUUUUUACAAUCUUCCAUUGAGACUGAUGUCAUUCUAGGCAGUAAAAGUACAUUCUUUGGACCGUUUUGUCUAGUACUGUAGUGGUGACACGUGUUUUCAGUCUAUUCAGGAGAUCAUACAGUGGCUUGCGAAAGUAUUCACCCCCGAUGGCAUUUUUCCUAUUUUGUUGCCUUACAACCUGGAAUUAAAAGGGAUUUUUGGGGGGUUUGUAUCAUUUGAUUUACACAACAUUCCUGCCACUUUGAAGAUGCAAAAUAUUUUUUCUUGUGAAACAAACAAGAAAUAAGACAAAAAAACUGAAAACUUGAGCGUGCAUAACCAUUCACUUUGUAGAGCCACCUUUUGCAGCAAUUACAGCUGCAAGUCUCUUGGGGUAUGUCUCUAUAAGCUUGGCACAUCUAGCCACUGGGAUUUUUACCCAUUCUUCAACCGCUCCAGCUCCUUCAAGUUGGAUGGGUUCUGCUGGUGUACAGCAAUCUUUAAGUCUUACCACAGAUUCUCAAUUGGAUUGAGAUCUGGGCUUUGACUAGGCCAUUGCAAGACAUUUAAAUGUUUCCCCUUAAACCACUCAAGUGUUGCUUUAGCAGUAUGCUUAGGGUCAUUGUCCUGCUGGAAGGAGAACCUCCGUCCCAGUCUCAAAUCUCUGGAAGACUGAAACAGGUUUCCCUCAAGAAUUUCCCCGUAUUUAGCACCAUCCAUCAUUCCUUCAAUUCUGACCAGUUUCCCAGUCCCUGCCAAUGAAAAACAUCCCCACAGCAUGAUGCUGCCACCACCAUGCUUCACUGUGGGAUGGUGUUCUCGGGGUGAUGAGAGGUGUUGGGUUUGCGCCAGACAUAGCGUUUUCCUUGAUGGCCAAAAAACUUAAUUUUAGUCUCAUCUGACCAGAGUACCUUCUUCCAUAUGUUUGGGGAGUGCCUUUUGGCGAACACCAAACGUGUUUGCUUAUUUUUUUCUUUAAGCAAUGGCUUUUUUCUGGCCAUUCUUCCGUAAAUCCCAGCUCUGUGGAGUGUACGGCUUAAAGUGGUCCUAUGGACAGAUACUCCAAUCUCCGCUGUGGAGCUUUGCAGCUCCUUCAGGGUUAUCUUUGGUCUCUUUGUUGCCUCUCGGAUUAAUGCCCUCCUUGCCUGGUCUGUGAGUUUUGGUGGGCGGCCCGCUCUUGGCAGGUUUGUUGUGGUGCCAUAUUCUUUCAAAUUUGUUAUAAUGGAUUUAAUGGUGCUCCGUGGGAUGUUCAAAGUUUCUGAUAUUUUUCUAUAACCCAACCCUGAUCUGUACUUCUCCACAACUUUGUCACUGACCUGUUUGGAGAGCUCCUUGGUCUUCAUGGUGCCGCUUGCUUGGUGGUGCCCCUUGCUUAGUGGUGUUGCAGACUCUGGGGCCUUUCAGAACAGGUGUAUAGUGAGGGAAAAAAGUAUUUGAUUCCCUGCUGAUUUUGUACGUUUGCCGACUGACAAAGACAUGAUCAGUCUAUAAUUUUAAUGGUAGGUUUAUUUGAACAGUGAGAGACAGAAUAACAACAACAAAAAUCCAGAAAAACGCAUGUCAAAAAUGUUAUAAAUUGAUUUCCAUUUUUAUGAGGGAAAUAAGUAUUUGACCCCUCUGCAAAACAUGACUUAGUACUUGGUGGCAAAACCCUUGUUGGCAAUCACAGAGGUCAGACGUUUCUUGGAGUUGGCCACCAGGUUUGCACACAUCUCAGGAGGGAUUUUGUUCCACUCCUCUUUGUAGAUCUUCUCCAAGUCAUUAAGGUUUCGAGGCUGACGUUUGGCAACUCGAACCUUCAGCUCCCUCCAAAGAUUUUCUAUGGGAUUGAGGUCUGGAGACUGGCUAGGCCACUUCUUGAGCCACUCCUUUGUUGCCUUGGCCAUGUGUUUUGGGUCAUUGUCAUGGUGGAAUACCCAUCCACGACCCAUUUUCAAUGCCCUGGCUGAGGGAAGGAGGUUCUCACCCAAGAUUUGACGGUACAUGGCCCCGUCCAUCGUCCCUUUGAUGCGGUGAAGUUGUCCUGUCCCCUUAGCAGAAAAACACCCCCAAAGCAUAAUGUUUCCACCUCCAUGUUUGACGGUGGGGAUGGUGUUCUUGGGGUCAUAGGCAGCAUUCCUCCUCCUCCAAACACGGCGAGUUGAGUUAAUGCCAAAUAGCUCGAUUUUGGUCUCAUCUGACCACAACACUUUCACCCAGUUCUCCUCUUAAUCAUUCAGAUGUUCAUUGGCAAACUUCAGACGGCCCUGUAUAUGUGCUUUCUUGAGCAGGGGGACCUUGCGGGCGCUGCAGGAUUUCAGUCCUUCACGGCGUAGUGUGUUACCAAUUGUUUUCUUGGUGACUAUGGUCCCAGCUGCCUUGAGAUCAUUGACAAGAUCCUCCCGUGUAGUUCUGGGCUGAUUCCUCACCGUUCUCAUGAUCAUUGCAACUCCACGAGGUGAGAUCUUGCAUGGAGCCCCAGGCCGAGGGAGAUUGACAGUUAUUUUGUGUUUCUUCCAUUUGUGAAUAAUCACACCAACUGUUGUCACCUUCUCACCAAGCUGCUUGGCGAUGGUCUUGUAGCCCAUUCCAGCCUUGUGUAGGUCUACAAUCUUGUCCCUGACAUCCUUGGAGAGCUCUUUGGUCUUGGCCAUGGUGGAGAGUUUGGAAUCUGAUUGAUUGAUUGCUUCUGUGGACAGGUGUCUUUUAUACAGGUAACAAACUGAGAUUAGGAGCACUCCCUUUAAGAGUGUGCUCCUAAUCUCAGCUCGUUACCUGUAUAAAAGACACCUGGGAGCCAGAAAUCUUUCUGAUUGAGAGGGGGUCAAAUACUUAUUUUCCUCAAUAAAAUGCAAAUCAAUGUAUAACAUUUUUGACAUGCGUUUUUCUGGAUUUUUUUUUUGUUAUUCUGUCUCUCACUGUUCAAAUAAACCUACCAUUAAAAUUAUAUACUGAUCAUUUCUUUGUCAGUGGGCAAACGUACAAAAUCAGCAGGGGCUCAAAUACUUUUUUCCCUCACUGUAUACAUACUGAGAUCAUGUAACAGAUCAUGUGACACUUAGAUUGCACACAGGUGGACUUUAUUUAACUAAUUAUGUGACUUCUGAAGGUAAUUGGUUGCACCAGAUCUUAAUCAGAGGCUUCAUAGCAAAGGGGGUGGAUACAUAUGCACGCACCACUUUUCCGGUAUUUAUUUUUUAGAAUUUUUUGAAACAAGUUAUUUUUUAAAUUUCACUUCACCAAUUUGGACUAUUUUGUGUAUGUCCAUUACCUGAAAUCCAAAUAAAAAUCAAUUUAAAUUACAGGUUGUAAUGCAACAAAAUAGAAAAAACGCCAAGGGGGAUGAAUACUUUACUUUUGCAAGCACUGUACAUCUCAACUUUCCAGUGCAAAUGUAAAUGUUUAUCUGCCCCCAGAGAAGGAGGUAAGACAGUGAAAAUAUGACAUUACAGUCAUAGUCACUGGCUCCUGUUAUCUAGGUAUCCAUGCAGAAAGCAUGUAGCACCAGCUGUACCACUGGUGCCAGGAUCAUUCAUUUGGAACCAUCUGUAUUGGGAACACACUUACUGCAAGUGUCAUUAGAAUUAGAUAGUUUGGUUAGGUUAGGGUUGAGCCAGGGUGUGAACAUGAAGUUAGGGUUAGGGUUCAGGGUUAGGGUUGAGAUGUGGUGUGGACAUGAAGCUAGGGUAAGGGUUAGGGUUAGGAUUAGGGUUGAGGCUAGGUUCCCAGCUCAACUCUGACCCUCAACCCUAAACCUAACCAUAGCUUCAUGUCCACACCCCGGCUCAAUCCUAACCCUAACCAUUAGGGUUACGCCUAGAGUUAGGGUUGAGAACGGGUGUGACAUGAAGUUAGUGUUAGUGUUAAAGUUAUGGCUAGGUUUAGGGUUAUGACCAUGGUGUGGACAUGAAGCUAGGGUAAAUGUAGCGUUAGGGUUAGGGUUAUGGCUAGGGUUAGGGUUAGGGUUGAGCCGGGGUGUGGAGAUAGCGUCAGGGUUACGGUUACAGUAUGGCUAGGAUUAGGGUUGAGCCGGGGUGUGGACAUGAAGCUAGGGUUUGGGUUCAUAAUGCACAAUGUGCAGCCCUGAUAGGAUAAGAUAGGAUAUCAAUGCACAUUCUCCAAAUUAGGUGUGGGGUCGUUCCAUGAAAUUAGUGCCUUUUGCCUUUGACAUUUUAAGUUAAAAUUGUGCACAAAUACUGCAUUUUAAAAGACUGUUAUACUGUAUUAAAUGAAGUGCCCUACAAUAUAGACCACAUGGAAAAUUCAAUAAAUCAGAUUAUUUAUAUGAAUAAUAAAGUUUUCACAAUCAUUGUAAAGCCCUACUUAUUUUGUUGCUUUGACAAAAAGUCAUUUCUGAAGAUUAUUAUUUAUAUUAAAAAAUACUGUCCCUCAUUUUAAGGUCAGCCCUGUUAUAUGGUGAAACUAUUCCAUUUUAAAUAAUUUUUUCAAAAGAAACAUUGAACAUAUACAGUAAUAGUCAAACAGAGCAGCCAACUCUCACACAUUGGCAGAGAGACACAUGCAUUUGACCCUCUUCUCACGCUCUCACGGCACACCUCUUAUAUCUCACGCAUUGAAAAGUACUGCUUUUAUUUUUCUAAUUAGUCCAUUGUAUAGUGAGCGCGUUAACUUUUCAACUGUGCUCCAAAUCAUUUUGAAAUCGGAGCAUCUGUGCCUGCAAUUUAACAUCACGAGCUGAACCUCUAUCAUUGUCCUGUCUUGCCACAGCACUGGGAACAGCGGCAAUCAAGGGGAUUGGAUGCAUGUGUUAAAGAAACGGCCCUCAAGAUUAGAGUGGAGCUGAAUAGAGCCCCACAGUGGAGGUGUCAUAAUACCCAUAAAACCUAGCGGUCAAACAGGGAAAUGGUUCCUAUGGUUUUUCCACCAUUCAUUUUUCCCAUAGGGGAUUUCAGAAACAUCACGCCAGGGUAAGCCUACACGAAACACAGCCCUUAUUUGAAGUGUUUCUAAAAUCCCCUAUGGGAAAAAUGAAUGGUGGAAAAAUGAUUGGAACCAUUUCCCUUUUUGACCACUUGGUUUUAUGGGUAUUAUGACUCAUACUGUGGUACUCUAGGGAGAGAGAACGUUCUCUGCUAAGUUUAUACAACUCUAAAAAGAGUAGCACGGUAGUGCUGUUUUAUGUACAAUGUUGUCAACAAAAUUAGGUUGCUGUUACUCCAGUCCCUAUUGUAGAACGCAGCCUUUUGACAGCAUGUACUAAAGUUGAUUUAAUCCACACUUGCAUUAGUCCCCUCAUUUGGUGAUUGGUGUUUAGGCUGUGACAACAAAAGGGCAGCAGACAGACCUACUGUAAAGUAUGUUUUAGCAGGUUUGGUAGGGUGACCUGAUUUGUAACUAUGAAAAUAAUUUUGUCAAACAGAUUGUGAACCUAAAAGUGUACGUUUUAUUCUAUAGGGGGGUAAAUAAAUAGAAAACUAAUUUGGUUAGGGUGUAGGGACAGAUUUAUGUCAUAUUCAGGAGAUUUGAUUAUUGAUUUACUUUAUUUAGUCCGAUCAGUGGAACAAUUCUCAUUCUUAACAAUGGGUUAAAAUAUAUGGUAAUUACUGUGUCAGCAAGAACACUACUGUUAUUCCCCACACUUAUUUUAUUAUUAAAAAGGUUGCCAGUAUAUUCACAUAUUUUAAAUCUGAUAUGGCUACUUGUGUCUUUUUGUAUGAGGCUAUGUAUUUUUGCAGCCAUUCAUGGACAGUUUUGAAUAAGUCAUACAAAUAAGCAUUGGAUAUUAAAUGCUCCAUGAAUCAAAUAUAAUUUUUGACAUUUUAGUAUUGCGCACAUGCUAGGCAGAGAUGGUAGGGGUACUCACGACUCAUAAACACAUCAUAUUUUGUUUGUGUCCUUACCUUGAAAACAGUCUAUGGACAAGGAAACUGCAAUCUAGGAUUUGGUUACCCACUGCCAUCAACCAUUAAUAUAAAAAUGUUACUUUCAAUUGAAUCCCCAAAAAUCUCAAAGUAACAAAGGUGUUGAAUUUUGAGUGUUAAUUUAAUGUUCAAAGCAUCCUGAAUACACCUGACCUGUUAUUAGCCUGGUCAAAAUACGUAGAAUUGCAGGAAAUUAGGUUUAAAACAGUACCAUUUUUCAUCUAGGGGUUGUGCCAGGCGGCAAUGAAAUUCACAUUGCAAAUCUCACUCCAAGCUUUCUUCAAAAGUUGGCAACCCUGAGACAAAUCAUAGUGUAAAAGCCGGUGAGCUGGUUCUACUCCUUUUCUCCAUUUGCUGGUGUUUUGUGGUGGAAAACUGAGCUGGUCGAGCAUAAAACAGCAACCCUGUUACCCAUAGAUAGACAGACUAGAAAUGUUUUAACAAUUUAAAAUGUUUUGUGAAGCUUGCAUUCAAUUACCACUCCCUGUUGCACACAACACACUUUCAGUCCUCCUGUCACAAGGGGAUUUAUGGCUGGUUUAAGAUGAAGUCGUCGACCCUGUUACGGUCAACCCUGUUACUUUAUUUGGCACUUAAUAGGUACUUACUAUAGGAUUAUUAAUUUUUUACUUCUUGAGAUGGGAAAACUUGUUUUUUAUUAAGUUAAACAUGUGCUCUUUAUGACAGAAUGUUAAAAUAAGAUGCAAUAAAAUGUUUUUUCCCCACCAAGUUACACUACUCAAAAGACACAGAAUUGGUGGAACGACCCUGUGGUUGUGUGACUGACUGAUUGUGACUGCCCUGGAGUGACAAUGUGUGGACAGUCUAAUUGUGGUUGGAGGUCAAUGGAGUAAUUGUACUCAGGAAAUGUGAGAAUAUCCUCCUAAGCCCAAAGCUGUCAUUUACUAAAUCACCCAAUAAUAAUUUAUCACAGGUGGUUGUCAUGAUCUGAGUGAAAUGGAGGGAGCCAUCAUGCUGCUCUAAUUGCAAGGAGAUUAUCAUCCACAAAAUCUUCAAGUUCUGCCAGUCAGUUAAGUCUGAAUAAUGAUCCUAAGAGAUGAUAAAGUUUUAUCUUGACUUAGUGAGAUUAAACUUGAAGCCAAAAUUCUAUUAGACAUUUUAACAGACAGCCUUUGUGAUUUUAUUGAUUUGAUCAAAAACAUUCAACAGAGAAAGAGAGAAAGACGAAAAAAAACAUGUAUAAAACAAUUCCUGAAAUGAUGAGAAAUGACUGUGAAGUCCCCUGAGCCAGUAGAUAGUGUAGAUGUCACAACACCAAGGGAUCACACCUAUGAGUCACAACACAAAACUGUCCCUUACCCAUACCUCUUAAAAAUAAAAUAACAGUUUCUUUCUGCCUUUCCUUUGAUAAAAACAUAACAGUAAUCUAUGCCCUUUACUUUGUUUUUACAUUCUGCACGCACUGUUGAGAUAUCCCUGCAGCGCUAACCCUGGGAGCCUAAGUGAGUGAGUGGCCAUAUUUACUGACAGUCGAUGAAAAACUGUUCAUUAAAUCCCUUCCGCAGAUUUUGGGGAAGAAAAGUUGGGCUGAAAAGUCUCUGAAGUUUCUUUCCUCCCUCUUCAUCCACUCUCACCUCAUCUCACCUCAAGUAUCUAAUUGCUGUAGCCAGGGGCACACUGAGCAAAGAUGUUGUUUUGUGUUUCGCCAAGCCUUUAAUUAUCUCUCCUGAAGAUAAAGCUAAGCCUAAUCUCAACUAAUGAGAAGUCUAAAAUUCUGCUAAAUGGGAGUGAGGGUGGGAAGAAAUAGCCCCCGUGGUGCGACUCGGAAUACAUCAGUAUACACCUACUGUGAUCAUGUUACAGGCCCCAUUGAAGAGCGCUCAAGGAAUCUUUCACGCAGAGGGUCUCUAAGGAUUAGGUUACUCACCAGGGUCACCUUCACAGUUUAUAUUGAUCACACACAACCCCCAACAAUGAUGUUGGGCUUUGAUAGGAUCAAAAUGUGAUGUAUAAAAGAAAUAAACACUCUAACAUACAAAAAGCACAGGUUAAAGUGUAGAAUAUGUGAGUACUGUCAACUAUUUUGAAAGCAGCAAAAUUUUACCCAAUACCCUGGCUUAGAGCAAUUAUCAACAUGUCUGGAACACAGAUGUGUCAAUUGAGAUGUUUCAAUUGACUCUUUAUUGUUUUAAUUAAAAUGUUGGUUUACCACAAUGGGCUUCCCUUGGUUUGGCUAAAAUACAGGGUGCUAGACAGCUUCCCCGUAUGAAGUUGAGGGGUUUCCUCCCAAAUACUUUUUUUUUCUAGCUCCAUGGACUUUGUUCUUUAGACCUCUCUAUGCCAAACAUAGCCUCCAAAUCCACUGCCUGCUGGGAGUCUGACAACCAAUUAUUCCGCAGUUCCCAUCACACUAAAACAUCUUCUUUCCUAGUUAUCUGGUUCUGAAGUCAUAUCAGGGCUCUAAUCUAGUCCCACCUGGCUUGGACUGUGACAACAUCUUCUGCACACCUUAUGGUCAGUGGGAGAACACUUUACAGGAUCAGAACCAUCUUCUCUCAAGGUAGCUCUUUCCUGCUGUAUGUUAUCAGUAACUGGCAUGCCUGCAGCACAUGGCAGAGGUGUACAACACACACACACACACACACACAUGUAGGGCUGUUGUCCAUGUGUGGGACUCCGUGGGGGUAGCCCUGGGAGAGAAGAGGCAGCAGUAGUGACAGAGACAGAGUCUGGGAAGGAGGAAGGGAGGGUGUGGUGGUGCUUGAGGUGUCUGAGGUACUGCUGCUUAAGACCAGACCAGAGCAGAGCCUGGGACUGACUCCAAAGCUUCUCCGAGCUCCACUUCUCACUGGUCGCUGCUUCUGGAUCUAACUGCCUCUCGCGUAUCUCAAAGAGAAAUUGUCACUAUCUUUUUUGAAUUUGGAGCUGUUUGUACUCACAGCUGUUUGGAACAUUGGAACAGAAUAAUGGAUCUCACCACUUUUUACUUCCUGGCCACUACUUUGGUUUUGAUGCUGGAGCAUGAAGGUAAAGACUUUUCUCCUGAAAUUUCAGAUUUUUACAUGAUUAUUGAGCGCUUUUUGUUUCAAUUGGAAUAAAGUGUGUUUUACUAUCCUGUGGGGUGUAAUUGUUGCACCUAAGCUGAGGUUUAAUAGAGACAACAUGUAGUAGGUAAGUGAGCCCUCAUGUUGGCCAUGCCUGUGAGCAGAUGCCUGUCUGCUUUCUGCCUGCUUUUAUCUCUGUCUGCUUUGACAUGUUUUUCAAAAGAGCAGCUUGUUCAAUUUGAUUUAUUUUGUCUACUGGGAACUGUACAGCCUGUUUUAUAUUAUUUUGACAACUGUUAUUAUGAAGGAAAUGUCCAAAUCCCCUGCUCAAGAGUUACAAUAUUCUGUAUGCAUACGCAUAAUUAACCUCUGAUAUAAUCUUUGCUGCUGAUGCAAUGUUGUGAACUGAUAUAAUUUUUGUGCUGAUGUCGAAUGAGGACAGUGUUCUGUAGUACACGUUUCAAAACAAAGGGAAAGGAUAAAACAAUGGAUAAAACAUACCUGUACUUUACAACUUUGGAUGAUAUCAUAUAUGUACAGGCAAAGGGAAAUGGUGAGGAGAAAUGUGGAGAUUCUGACAACCCAAAGGCCUUAUCUACGCUUGAGACUGAUGUCCUCCUUGACCAUAGGAUUUAUGUGCGAGCUAAUGUAAACCUCAGUGUUCUGAUUAAAUCCCCAACCUGGCCCUUAAAUUACCAGGGACACCUAAAUACCAUAUAUUAAUCAGAGGGAAAAGUCAAAAACACCUACAGACUCCUCGAUCGAAGAAGGACAAAACUGAUAAUCUUAUGUCAGGACACAAGCAAAAAUAAGAGGUAACUAUCUAGAGAUAAGUACUCUCUAUAGAUACUGUAUCUCGAGAUAGGUAAUAUCUCUAGAUCAGAAGAUACAAUGCGACAGGUGUUCACAAUGGGCUAUUGUUAUAUCAUGAAGCGCUUUUGAGGAAUUUGAACGACCCAUUCAGCAUAUUCAAAAAAAUAUACUGCCCUUUUGGUCUGAAUAUUUCUACUUUAUGUGUUGCUGUCCAUGUGUGCUGCACAUUCCCUUAGGAACCACAGAACAGAAGUCAGUUCUAUACCCGGGCCCUCCUGGCAACCCCCUCACUCCUGUAGAAGGCUUUAGCUGGAGGAAACAGGGAUUCAGCUCUGGUGGUGAACUUACAUUUCACAGCACCCCAAUGAUCUGAACCAGGAAAGACAUUCACCAUAAAUGUCAAUCCAAAUCAUUUGGAUAGAGAGCUUGUAGAUUAUAUGUCAAAGUCAAGACAUUAUGAAGGGAAAUAAAAGUCCUCUCUCAUUUAAUUAGAUGAGUCAGGGAAUUCAGGAGCAUUGGUUAACAUGGAUUAUUAUUAUGGAUUUGAUUAGACAGAUACUUCUAAAAACAAUUUCCUGUGUCAUGGUUAACUAGGCGUUGUUAAAGUACACUCUUUGGUUUAUUGUUUCUGAUACAUGAUAAUAAUAGUUUAACAUUGGUUAGUUCAGCAAUAUCUGGAAUCCAUAAACCCCGUUAUACACAGCACCACUGUUGCUUGUGGUACUAUGCCACCCAAAAAGAAGAUCAUAUGUAUAUACAAGAUUACCAGGGAUAGAAUCUGUGGUAGGUUAUCCUGUUAUAUCCAGAACUAAUCUUGUAAAAACACAGGGCCAGGGGCUCUGACAAUAUUGCCUCAACAUUCUGCCAGAGACGGUUUUUGCACUAAAGGGGUGGGUAUGGAUUAAAUAGUAAUCUCAUGGAUGUAUUUGGCAAUCAACUCCUGAAUCUCUAAAGCAGUGAACGCUCACUUCUCCAAACAGGUCGCUAAAUUAAAUUUUGCUUGGCAAUCGCAUGGCAUCUCAGGAGGCAUGCAAGGCUUGUAGUGUAACAUUUCCAUACUAAGUGCCAAUACCGUACAAUCCAUGGGCCGGGCAUCUGUUCUGCAUUGAGGAGUCUAAAGUAACAAAUCCACUAUAAAAAAAAAAACAGUUUCCUGAUCAGGAGAUGAUUUACCUCAGCUAUUUACGUCAAUCAAAUCUAAUUUACGUAAAUCCCUCAACACCUGUAUGAUCAGACUCUCUAUUAGGGGUUUUUCAAUGAGACUUGUUUAUGAAGAGCUGAAGAGGACCAUUUGGGUGUACAAGGGAAAUCUGUUUUCAUUCAAGUGAUAAAAAGCCAAAGGCAAGCCCAGCUAUCAGAAGCUGCACUCGUGGCUUGCCCCAGCAGACGCCUGAAUGCACUAGAGGAACUUGUGCAAGGUACAAUGUGGUCCGGCACUGACUCAUUGGGGUGAACCCAAAUCCACAUGGCAUUUGGGAUUCUCCACUACUUUAGUUUUAUAACACGUUUAUUGAACUAUAGUCUUUUACAGGGUGUAACAGUUUGAUACAAUUGACAUAAGAAAAUGCAAAGCUGUGAGAAAUGUAUUAGGGUUAGAUGCGGAAAACACAAUAACUAUAGGUAGACAGUACCACUAUCAGGUAGACAGUACCACUAUCAGGGUAGACAGUACCACUAUCAGGUAGACAGUACCACUAUCAUGUAGACAGUACCACUAUCAGGGUAGACAGUACCACUAUCAGGGUAGACAGUACCACUAUCAGGUAGACAAUACCACUAUCAGGGUAGACAGUACCACUAUCAGGGUAGACAGUACCACUAUCAGGUAGACAAUACCACUAUCAGGGUAGACAGUACCACUAUCAGGUAGACAUUAUUACAUAGACAGUACCACUAUCAGGGUAGACAAUACCACUAUCAGGGUAGAAGUCCCACUAUCAUGGUAGACAAUACCACUAUCAGAGUAGACAGUACUACUAUCAGAUAGACAGUCCCACUAUCAGGGUAGACAGUACCACUAUCAGGGUAGACAGUACCACUGUCAGGGUAAACAGUACCAUUAUCAGGGUAGACAGUACCACUAUCAGGUAGACAGUACCAUUAUUACAUUUACAUUUUAGUCAUUUAGCAGACGCUCUUAUCCAGAGCGACUUACAGUUAGUGAAUACAUUUUUUUUUUAUACUGGCCCCCCGUGGGAAUCGAACCCACAACCUUGGCAUUGCAAAUGCCAUGCUCUAUCAACUGAGCUACAUCCCUGCCGGCCAUUCCCUCCCCUACCCUGGACGACGCUGGGCCAAUUGUGCACCGCCCAUGAGUCUCCCGGUCACGGCCGGCUGCGACAGAGCCUGGAUUCGAACCAGGAUCUCUAGUGGCACAGUUAGCACUGCGAUGCAGUGCCUUAGACCACUGCGCCACUCAGGAGACAGGUAGUGGUAUUAUCAGGGUAGACAGUACCACUAUCAGGGUAGACAAUACCACUAUCAGGGUAGACAGUACCACUAUCAGAGUAGACAGUCCCACUAUCAGAAAAUGUUUUCCCUGUACCUAUUAGAGUGCACAUACAGUGGCAGCAUAAUCUAGACUUCAUCUGGGCUAUCAGGGAGUAAUACUGUGUCUGACUGACAUCAAAUGAAUAACCAGAGGACUGGAUGAAAGCUAUCGAAUGAAUGAAUUAAAAAAACUUGUCAAAUCGCCAGUUAUGGGAUUAAUUGACACAUAAACAAACAUUACAAUAAUUCACAGUGAUAACUCUUCUUCUGGUGUUCUCUGCAUUGCGCAUCGCAUAAAGACUGAAAAAGAUCAAUACAAAUAAAAUAAAAAUAUCUGUUGCCAGGUGCAGCCCAGUGGCAGUGAGAUGGGCUAUAGACGGUGAGACGGGCUGGAGGCCAGUCAAUAAGUGGACUGUUCUAUAGACUGCUGGCCCUUUUGAGAAGCAUACAGUAAAAUGGGGCUGAUGUGUCAAGAUUAGAACAGCAUUAGCAGUGCCAAAUGAUCUACAGUGCAUACUUCAGAAACUAAUGAAAAUGGAGUAACUGCAAUCUCACAAUUCUGUACCGUCUGUCCUUGUAAAAGUUUCAUCAGCUUAUAGUAUUAUUUUGAUAUAAUGCUUUAUUCAUGGGGUUGUUCCUUCUCUCCCAGCAUACUCAGACCCCAACCGCCCCUGGGCCUGGUCCAGAGGAGGGCCCCGUGAUGCAGCUCGUCCACAGGCCCCUACGGCGGGAGAAGCGUUGUUCCUGUGAGAACCUGAAUGAUAAAGAAUGUGUGUACUUCUGCCACAUUGGCAUCGUCUGGGUCAACACUCCUAGGUGAGUCCAUCAAGAACAACAUCUCACAGCACAAAUAGAAUUCACCCUCUCAUAAACAAAACGUAGUUAGAAAGAUCUCUAAGACAGAGAUAUCUGUGUUGUGAAAACAGAGAAGUUUGUCUAUACUUAGUUUAGUUGGACAGAUUGCAAAGGUGGAGAUACAUAACAUUUUAAUGAUCAAUUCUCACACUGUAUCAUAUUUGCGUAUUGAGCCAUAUUGUACAGUAUAAUUAAGAAAUAAGGCCGGGGGGGGGGGGGGGGGGGGGUGUUUAUGGCCAAUAUACCACAGCUAAGGGCUGUUCUUAAGCAUGACGCAAUGCGGAGUGGCUGGAUACAGCCCUUAGCCGUGGUAUAUUGGCCAUAUACCACAGACCCAGAGGUGCCUUUUUGCUAUUAAUACAUUUACAUUUUAGUCAUUUAGCAGACGCUCCUAUCUAGAGGGACUUACAGUUAGUGAGUGCAUACAUUUUCAUACUGGCCCCCCGUGGGAAUCGAACCCACAACCCUGGUGUUGCAAACGCCAUGCUCUACCAACUGAGCUACACAGGACUAUAAACUGGUUGCCAACAUAAUUAGAGCAGUAAAAAUAAACGUUUUGUCAUACCCGUGGUAUACGGGUAUAUACCACGGCUGUCAGCCAAUCAGCAUUCAGGGCUCGAACCACCCAGUUUAUAAUUGCAUAUUAAGUCAUCGUAUGUUGUGACAGUGUUCUGAGAAGCCACAGGGGUUUUUCGUGAUUUAUUAUCACAUCAGAGUGUAAUGAGCUGGAUGAUUUGUGGUACUUCGUAAAACUCAAAACCACAGUGUCAAGGAUUUAAUUUAAAAUAAGAGACAGUUACUGUCUAUCAUCAACUCAGACUUUCUCUCUCAACUCUUUCCUGCUGAAGUUUCUUGUUCAACACGAAAUACCAGUGAACUUCAACACUACAGUUGACCCACAAUAAGUUGGAUCUGAACAUACAGUACUUCCUGAGCCAAAUAUCCCACAUCCAAUUAGUUGGAGGAGCGGUUAGGGCAUCUGGCCUCUCUUGUUAAUUCCUUGUUUCCUCAGGCGUUCAUAUGUGUUCUGGAAGUACAAGGUUUUUAUAAGUUUGCCAAUAUACUUUCCAAUGGUUAGCCCAAAACAGCUACUAAAGACCAAGACCUAUACAGUGUAGGUCCUGUGCUAUGUUUAAACAUGGAAUCACAGUAGUAGUAUGCAAUUAUGUGAUCCUUUGUUGUUGCCCUGUGACAUGAUGAGGUUGGACCCAUGAGCAGAGAAUAGACUAAAUGAGGAAUCGGUGUUAGAAGUAAACAUAAAUACUUUACUGAGAAUAGGUAGCAGCAGGAUUACAGUAACGCUGAGAAAAAAACAAACACUAGGACUAGAGAACUUACUCAGGAGGCAAACACACAUGACAAACGAAUCAAGCUACUGCAAAGGGAAACAGAAAACACACCUCUCUUAAAGGGGAACUCAAUUAGAAAAUACCUGAGUGUCAUAAUAGUCUCUAGGACGGUCUCUGUCGCCCUCUGGUGACAGGUGGAACCAUGACAGUACCCCCGUCUUCUAGAAGCGGCUCCAGCUGCGGAGCCAGGGCGAACUCCCGAACCAGUCCCGGAUCCAGGAUGUCCCUGGCAGGCACCCACGCCCGCUCCUCGGUAGCGUAACCCUCCCAGUCCACCAGGUACUGCAGGGCACCUUGGACCCGAAGAGCCUCCAACAGACGCCGGACAGUAUAGGCCUGGCAGUAUUCAGUAAGUCGAGGAGGCGGAGGGGCAGGUGUGGGGGGAGAGAAGGGACUGGUUCUUACCAACUUGAGUCGGGAAACAUGGAAGGAUGGACAGACUUUCAUAGACCUGGGAAGCUGGAGAAGGUAAGUGACUGGGUUGAUGAGACUCCGGAUCUUGAAUGGUGCAACAUAGCGCGGAGCGAGCUUCCGCAAGUCCAACUUUAAGGGAAGAUCACGGGUGGACAGCCAUACCCGUUGACCCGGUCGGAGGAGCCGAAGAGCCCUUUGGUGUCGGUUUGCCUGGUGCUGAUGUCGGACAGAGGAGCAGAGCAAGGUGGAUCGCGCUCUGAUCCAGGUGCGGUGACAUCGGCGAAUGAAUGCCUCGGCUGAUGGCACCCCCACUUCGGCCUCCUGUUCAGGAUAUGGGGGGGCAAACCUGAACUGACACUCGAACGGCGACAGUCCAGUGGAUGAGUUUGGCAGUGUGUUGUGAGCAUAUUCCGCCCAGAUGAGGAAUUUGCUCCAGUUGACAGCCUGAGAAGAGACAAAACAGCGGAGGAACUUCUCCAGCUACUGGUUGACCCGCUCAGUCUGCCCAUUCGACUGUGGGUGGAACCCCGAGGAGAGACUCACCGACGCCCCCAACAGGGAGCAGAAGGCUUUCCAAUACCGCGCCACGAACUGGGGCCCACGAUCCGAGACAAUGUCCUGGGGAAGUCUGUGUAGUCGAAAGACAUGGGUAAUCAAGAGUAGUGGUCUCCCUCGCUGAGGACAACUUGGGCAAAGCAAUGAAAUAGGCUGCUUUGGAGAACCCAUCGAUGACUACCAGGAUAGUGGUCAGCCCUUGGGAAGGAGGUCACCUUGUGAUACAGACAGGUGGGACCAGGGCCGGCUGGGGAUGGGCAGAGUUUGGAGCAAUCCAGCCUGUCGCUGUCAUGAAGAUUUACUUUGGGCACAGGUGGAGCAGGCCAUCACAAAGGACAUCACAUCCUCAGUCAUGUUGGGCCACCAGAAUCUCCGCAUCAGGAACUCCAGUGUCCAAUUAACCCCUGGGUGCCCAGACAAUUUAGAGGUGUGUCCCCAUUUAAGUACUUGGGACCGGACUGAUCGCAGAACAUAGAGCCUGUUAGCGGGACCCCCACCGGGGUCAGGUUCUCGGUUCUGGGCAUGUCGUACUGUGGUCUCAAUACUCAAUGCGGGAACUGGGGAUGAUAAGCUCGGAGCCCCUCUCCUCGUUAGAGACAUCGUGCUGACGGGACAGGGCGUCUGCCUUCUGAUUCUUGGAUCCCGGGAAAUAGGCUAGUGUGAAGUUGAACCUGUGAAAAAACAGAGCCCGCCUAGCCUGGCGAGAGUUCAACCUCUUGGCUUCUUGAAUGGAGACCAAGUUCUUAUGGUCUGUCCAGAUCACGAAAGGAUGAGGUGCCCCCUCCAACCAGUGUCUCCACCCCUCAAGAGCCCACUUUACUGCCAAGAGCUCCCGAUUGCCUACAUCGUAGUUGCGUUCCGCUGGCGAGAACUGCUUGGAGAGGAAGGCGCAUGGGUGCAGUUUCUUGUCCUCCUCGUUCCGCUAUGAAAGGACCACCCCUGCUCCGGUGUCUGAGGCGUCCACCGCUACCAUGAAGGGACGAGUAGGAUCAGGAUGAACGAGGAUGGGCUCUGAGGUGAAACGUCCCUUGAGCUCCACAAAUGCCCUGUCAGCCUCGGGGGUACAGCAAAAACGGGUCUGGGACCCUGCCACCGCACCAAAAUUGCGUAUAAAACACCUGUCUCACACGUUCUCGGAUGCGGUUGUCAAGCCUGAUUGCCAGUGUUAUCAGUGACUCAAGGUCCUCUCCCAGUUCUUGAGCGGCCAGUUCAUCCUUGAUGGGGUUAGACAGACCCUGGUGGAAAGCGGUAACCAGUGCCUCCGUAUUCCACCCGCUCUCAGCGGCGAGGGUGCGGAACUCAAUGGCGAAGUCAGCCACUGGUCUGGUCCCUUGGCGGAGUCUGAACAGUCGGCUUGCUGCACCUCGCCCACCGACUGGGUGGUCGAAGACUCGUCGCAACUCGGCAGGGAAGGCCAAUAUGGAGUUGCAGGAUGGUGACUGCUGUUCCCACACCGCCGUAGCCCAUGCCAGGGCCCUGCCCGAGAGUAGAGAGAUGAUGUAGGCGAUCAUGGCUCGAUCGGUGUGGAACGAGGAGGACUGUAACUCGAACACCAGAGAGCACUGAGUAAGGAAUCCCUUGCAUCCUCCCGGGUGACCGUCGUACCGCUCGGGGGCAGGGAUCUUGGGUUCCCGGUGCAGGUUCCCUGGAGGACCUAUGGCGACACCUGUAGUACUGGGCGAUGAGACUUGGGCAUUGGCUCCUCCUGGGUUGGGGUUGGAGGGAAUUGAUAAGUGCCUGAAGGGUCUCAGAUAUUUAGGAGAGUUGUUCUUGCUGUCGUCUCAACAGUGCUCCUUGGUGGGUUAUAACAUUCUUGAUGAGGGUGAUCUCUGCUGGGUCCAUGUUGGUGGCAGUAGCUUGCUGUGACAUGAUGAGGUUGGACCCAGGAGCAGAGAACAGACCAAACGAGGAAUCAGUGGUAAAAGUAAACAUAAAUACUUUACUGAGAAUAGGUAGCAGCAGGAUUACAGUAACGCUGAGAAAACAUCAAACACUAGAGAACUUACUCAGGAGGCAAACACACAUGACAAAUUAAUCAAGCUACUGCAAAGGGAAACAGAAAACACACCUCUCUUAAAGGGGAACUCGUAAUUAGAAAAUAGAAAACACCUGAGUGUCAUAAUAGUCUCUAGGACGGUCUCUGUCGCCCUCUGGUGACAGGUGGAACCAUGACAUGCACUUAUCAUAUCAUCGGUAAUACCACAGUUCCUCCUACCAAACAUACUUAAACAUAAGAAUGGAAAUCAGCAGUUAGGAACUGAUAUUGCAUUUCACAUUAAUGUUCACAAAUAAUCAUUCAUUUCCAAACUGAGCAUAGGAUCUUCUGAGACUCUUGCAUGGUUUCUACUCAAUUCUGUUGACUCAAGCUAUCUACUUCCAACGCCAACUCUUGCAACUAAGACAGUUCACAGUUCAUAAAGAGUAGAGGACACUUACUGGCAGCUAAAGAGACAGGCUUUCACCAUCCAAAAAUACUGAGGUUAAACUUCAACAGAGAGAAAGAGACGAAGGGGGGAAAAUGAAAGGGUCACCUUUCAACAGCUGCCAAAAACACAGUAUGGAAUGCAGAUGUUUUGGCUGCUCAGACAGACAGGCAGACAGACAGGCAGACAGAUGGGUGCAUGUGUGUGCAUGUGUGUGUGUGUGCAUGUGUGUGACGGUGUGUGGAGAACACAGGGAGGAGGUGACCCUGUUUGAUGGGGAUGUUUUGAGUCAUGCAUAGCAUAUGGAAUCAGUUCACUGUGUGGUCUUGUUAACAUGUCCCAGGCAUGAGAUGGGCAACAAGCCAUCAUGUCGGGCAGGCAGACUGGCUCUGGUUGGCUUCAGGAUCAGGUUAAUAUCCAGAGCAAUGAAGCAGCAGAUUUAGGAUAUAUAAAUGUGUUAUGGUAGACUGGCGUCCUCUCUGUGUUCUGUAAGUCAGGUUUAAUACAUUAUACCCUCGAGACUCACUAGACACCAGUGUUUGCUCAGCUUUACAGUUUUUUUUUACAUGAUCUGCCUCAUUGGUUCUGUAAAAGCAUUUUGUGAGUGCCAAUAGAGAUAUAAUAUAGGAUAUUGAGCUAUUAAGCGCCCCUUAGCCCAAAAUAAAUUAACAUAAUAAAAUAAUUCCCACCAAAGUGGGAGAUAUCAGUUUUUUGCAUGGGCUGUGUCUCAAUCCACCGCAUCUGCCGAUAUCAUACAGUAUGAAAAAUGUAUGCACUCACUAACUGUAAGUCGCUCUGGAUAAGAGCGUCUGCUAAAUGACUAAAAUGUCAAAUGUAAAUAUCACCCUUCCGCAUUUGCGGUGAUAGGUGGCAGAGCUAGAGCGGUGUUUGUCAGACCGUGAGAUGUCCCGAAAAUUGCUCUUCUCACAAAAACGUCUGUAGCGCCCGAACAGUUUGGCCUAUAAAGUAUUAUGACCACUCUAUUGAAAGUUGAGACUCUCAUAAACAUGAUAGCUUCUGUCUGUAGCAUCUGAACUGUUUGGGCUACACACAAGCCUCACAAGACUCAUCUGAAGGUCCCGGUACUAGUUAGAAAAUGAAUGGAAGUAUAUAUAGAGAUAUUUUAGACACUAAACUAAGGGCAUAAAUACGUAAAUUAAACAAAAAUAGUUUCCUGAUCUUAUAUUUCUCAGAUAUAGGACAGACACUUCAGAACAAACUUCCUUUAGAUUUUUUGUGGAACUAUCUGUUGUUCCAUGUUGUGAAUUUGUUAUUCAAUGUGUUUCUAUUGACUAAUAACAGUAAUGGCAAAUUCAAUGUUUCAUCCAAUGAUUGUUUUAUAGAAUUUUUUGAUACCUUAAUUCAAAAUAAAAUUGCUAAAUGAUCCUUGGUAUGACCAUCUUAAUACAAUUCCAUAUGUUAGCUUAGAACCCACCCACUCCCCUCCCCCGGCUUAGACAGGGCUUGGACUCUAGAAGGUUAAGAGCACAUGAAAAAUUAAUUCCUGACAUCCUGUGCUGUAAUAAAAUAAAACAAAACACUAAGUUCCCUUUGUAAGUUGACAAAGACGAACAUUCAAUUAAAAGCUGUUGUGUUUAUCAGUGCAUGUAAAUAGUGAACUCAUCAUUCCCGUAACUCUCUCCAGUCAGGUAGUGCCAUAUGGAGUGGGCUCCUUCCCUGUUCGACUGAGGAGAGAGGUGGGACGGUGCUUCUGCGUGAAGAGAAAUGACUUUGAGUGUCUUCACUUUUGCUUUGCCUUGGAUACACUCAAAGAGUAAGUGUUCUUGAAUCACACUUAAAAUGUGUUAAUAUCAUUGCUAUCCCAUAUGAAAUAUUGGGAGGAAAAACAUUGUCAUAAUUUCAUUAUUUUCAUAGAGGUGAAAAUUAUUUGGUCAAGAGGAGAUUUGCGACAAAGUUGAAGAAGAGAUAUAAGGCUGAAAUCUCAAAUAAAAGGAUCCAACAAACACUAAUGCAAGAAACCUGA
Coregonus sp. 'balchen' is the source of this 26148-nucleotide messenger RNA. NCBI's taxonomy places the organism in Eukaryota, Metazoa, Chordata, Actinopteri, Salmoniformes, Salmonidae. The record is from the annotation of a GenBank genome assembly.